GACCGGGUUGGCUUCACUCUGAGCAGCUCACACACCACAGACCGAGCUGCUGCUGCUGCUGCUGCUGCUGCUGUGUCUCCUCAGAAAAGCCCUGGUGCAGCAGGGGAGAGGUCCGCUGCAUGUCACCGCCACUGGGCCGCAGAAGAACGAGUUGCGUGUGCGCCUUCACCGUGCACCCAAUCCGUUCAGCACCGGAGUCCUGUUCCUCCAGACGCGCUCGAGUUUGUCCAGAAGUGUUGAUCAAGACUUGAUUGUUUUGGUGCACGUGAUGAUGGCGGCUUACCGGAGCGCAGAGGGUGACGAAAUGGCCCUGAUAAUCCACGACAGCAACGCGAAUAACAAGGAGAAGGAGCGGCCGAAAGAGGAGCCGGUCCAGGAGAAGGUUUGUGAAAAGCCGGACCCGACGCAGAAACCGCCGUACUCUUAUGUGGCUCUCAUCGCCAUGGCCAUCAGAGAGAGCUCGGAGAAGCGCCUCACUUUGUCCGGUAUCUACCAGUACAUCAUCAGCAAGUUCCCGUUUUAUGAGAAAAACAAAAAAGGUUGGCAGAACAGCAUCAGACACAACCUGAGUCUCAACGAGUGCUUCAUCAAGGUUCCUCGAGAAGGUGGAGGAGAGAGGAAGGGCAACUACUGGACCCUGGACCCGGCCUGUGAAGACAUGUUCGAGAAGGGAAACUACAGGAGACGUCGCAGGAUGAAGCGACCCUUCAGACCGCCGCCCACGCACUUCCAACCAGGGAAAUCCUUAUUCGGAACCGACAGCUACGGCUACCUGUCCCCGCCUAAGUACCUGCAGUCCAGCUUCAUGAACAACUCCUGGUCGCUGAGCCAGCCGCCCGCUCCGAUAUCCUACACGUCCUGUCAGAUGGCGAGCGGCAACGUGAGUCCGGUAAACAUGAAGGGGCUGUCGCCCCCCUCCUCCUACAAUCCAUACUCCAGAGUGCAGAGCAUGGCUCUACCCGGCAUGGUGAACUCUUAUAACGGCAUGAGUCACCAUCACCAUCCGGUGCAUCCGCAUCCCGGACAGCAGCUGAGCUCAGCCGCCGCGGGGCCGCCCUCGGUCUCUUCCAGCAACGGAGCCGGCCUGCAGUUCGCCUGCUCCCGUCAGCCCGCGGAGCUCUCCAUGAUGCACUGCUCAUACUGGGAUCACGAGAGCAAACACUCGGCGUUACACACGAGGAUUGAUAUUUGAAGUUUGCCAAAGAAAAGUCUCCCUAAACACAGGACUUGUGGACCGAAAUUUAAAUUUCAGUCAUUAAAAAAAAAAAAGAAACAAAGUGACGGCGUGAUUUGACGGCCAGUGGCGCGGCUGACGCGAAGACGACUGAGGCCAUGGGACCGGGAAGUCACCAAGUCUCCGGGACACAGCAGGUAGCGCAGCCUUUAGGAGCCGAAUACAGUAAUAAAGUCGGACUCAUUUCAUCGCAGUCUAUAUUAUGCAUGUGAAAACGCUGUACUUAGCCAGUGCUAACACGCCGUCCACCUGAGCUGUAUUUUGCCAAACGACAACUUUGCACCGUGCGAGACACGCGUGCGUUCAAACCUCACAUCGUGUUCAGUUAAAUAAAUCUAUACGUGAGUAUGAUAUUAUUGACAGCGUGACGCCAGUGUCGAUGACGGUUUUUUCUUCGUCAUUCAAAAUUCUUUUUUUUAAUUUUAUUUUUCUAAACGUGAUUUAUUGCAGUUGUGUUGUUUCCUUCAUGUCAGGACCAUGUUUCAAUUUUUGAUAGCACUUUUCCAUCUUUUCUAAAUCUGUGAAUUUCCUAAUAAACUUGUAUUUUUUAAAG
Messenger RNA from Cynoglossus semilaevis (tongue sole), 1787 nucleotides. It is a transcript of the gene foxl2a, whose product is annotated as forkhead box L2a. The record is from RefSeq and is marked provisional. Gene Ontology annotation, biological process: anatomical structure morphogenesis; regulation of transcription by RNA polymerase II; cell differentiation. Gene Ontology annotation, molecular function: RNA polymerase II cis-regulatory region sequence-specific DNA binding; DNA-binding transcription factor activity, RNA polymerase II-specific. NCBI's taxonomy places the organism in Eukaryota, Metazoa, Chordata, Actinopteri, Pleuronectiformes, Cynoglossidae.